AUGAGCUCCCAAGUCUCCACAUCACGGGGUCUUCACCCCCCGGGCAAGCUUGGGACAUUUGAGUCGUCCCAUUCCUGGCCACUGCCAGCGCCUACAGCCCAGCCCGAAGCGGGCCGCGGUGAUGACCAGGAGGUCAGGCUGUUGUCGGUUGCCUGGAACCAGGAUUGUGGAUGCUUCGCUGCUGGUACCAGCAACGGGUUCAGGAUAUUUAACUGCGAGCCUUUCAAGGAGACUUUCAGGAGGGACCUUAAGAGCGGCGGGUUCGGCAUUAUCGAGAUGCUGUUCCGUUGCAACAUCCUUGCUCUUGUAGGCGGCGGCUCCAAUGUGCAGUACCCGCCAAACAAGGUGAUGAUCUGGGACGAUCACCAGAGCCGUUGCAUUGGAGAGUUCGCCUUCCGCUCUGAUGUCCGGGCUGUAAAAUUGGCAAAGGACUACAUUGUGAUUGUCCUCGAGCGCAAGAUAUUCGUCUACAACUUCACCGAUUUGAAGCUGCUCUACCAGAUUGACACCCUGUCAAAUCCCAAGGGACUUUGCUGCCUCUCUCAUCAUUCCAACACUUCAGUGUUGGCCUGCCCUGGGGUGCACCAGGGGCAUGUUCGCGUGGAGCAUUUCGGGCUGAAGAUGGCGAAGACAAUCCCAGCUCAUGAUUCACACAUCUCUUGCAUGUCACUGACAAUGGAUGGUCUUCUACUGGCAACUGCAAGCACGAAGGGCACUUUGAUCAGAAUAUUCAACACAAUGGAUGGCACUCGCCUACAAGAGGUACGCAGAGGGCUUGACAAAGCAGAAAUAUAUAGCAUUGCGUUGUCACCCAACGUGCAGUGGUUGGCAGUGUCCAGCGACAAAGGGACUGUUCAUAUUUUCUCUCUGAGAGUCAGAGUUGCUGGGGAGGAUGCAAGCAAUGAGCAACACGCUCUUGAACGAAUGGAUCACCAGAACUCUUCCAGUUCUAUUGAUCCUCUUAUUCAGGCGAACACUGGAUCCAAUGCGAGUUCAUCACUGUCUUUUAUGAGAGGGAUCCUGCCGAAGUAUUUCAGUUCAGAGUGGUCAUUUGCUCAGUUCCAUUUACCAGAAGUCACUCGUUACAUAGUAGCCUUUGGUGCCCAGAAUACUGUGAUGAUGGUUGGCCUGGAUGGCAGAUUGAUUCUUGGAAUAGUUUCAGUUAGUUGUAGGGUUGAUUUGGCAGAGUCUGUUCCUAUCUAG
Miscanthus lutarioriparius is the source of this 1203-nucleotide messenger RNA. The record is from the annotation of a GenBank genome assembly. Lineage: Eukaryota; Viridiplantae; Streptophyta; Magnoliopsida; Poales; Poaceae.